CUGAAGGUUUCCGCCAUUUUGAUGUCAGUGCGGAAGUUGUAGUUGUGUGGAACGGCUGACGGUUCCGCCUUUUCAUGGUCAGGUAGCUGCCGGUGCAUCGGCUGCCUUUUUUUUGUUUUUUUUUGGCCGCUUUGCCACGAGAAAGUUACCUGAAAAUGGCAGGCAGACUACCGGCUUGUGUCGUGGACUGUGGCACAGGGUAUACAAAGCUUGGAUAUGCUGGGAAUACAGAGCCACAAUUCAUAAUUCCAUCAUGUAUUGCCAUCAAGGAGUCUGCAAAGGUUGGUGACCAGGCACAAAGGAGGGUGAUGAAAGGGGUUGAUGAUUUGGAUUUCUUCAUAGGCGAUGAAGCAAUAGAUAAACCUACUUAUGCAACAAAGUGGCCUAUUCGUCAUGGUAUAGUUGAAGACUGGGAUCUCAUGGAGAGAUUUAUGGAACAAGUCAUUUUUAAAUACCUUCGAGCAGAGCCAGAAGAUCAUUAUUUCCUUUUGACUGAACCGCCACUGAAUACUCCUGAAAAUAGAGAAUAUACUGCUGAAAUCAUGUUUGAAUCCUUCAAUGUGCCUGGCCUUUAUAUUGCUGUCCAGGCUGUCCUUGCGUUAGCUGCCUCGUGGACAUCUCGACAAGUUGGAGAGCGAACGUUGACUGGAACUGUAAUAGACAGUGGAGAUGGUGUCACUCACGUCAUUCCAGUGGUAUGUAUUGCUCAAACUGUUGCUUAA
Molecule: messenger RNA, 722 nt
Organism: Rhincodon typus (whale shark)
Lineage: Eukaryota; Metazoa; Chordata; Chondrichthyes; Orectolobiformes; Rhincodontidae
Product: actin-related protein 3-like
Exons: 6
Coding region: 156-722 (188 amino acids)
Biological process (GO): Arp2/3 complex-mediated actin nucleation
Cellular component (GO): actin cortical patch; Arp2/3 protein complex
Molecular function (GO): actin filament binding
Source: RefSeq, a predicted model, not a curated record